CUUUAUCGAGUGCGGACGCGUUUUCUCGGUACUCCGCCAGGCACACCAAACACAAUUGUCCCACUGUUCCAGAAUUCACCAACUAUACACAAAGAACCCAUCUUUGUGCACACAUACACACAACUACAUCCUCCCGCUGCAUCUUUCACUCCGGAAAGCCUCGCAUAAGUAAACUCGAACGAAACUUAGGAGAAAGUGGUCCGUGUCUAACCGUUAGCAAACAAGCAACAAAAUAUAACUUAUUUGUCCGCAAUCAAGUGUAGAAAAUUGUGCAAGUGUUCUGUGGUUCGUUACCAGUAGAUACCGGGAUCGCUCGUUUCUGUUAUGAUCUUCUGCAUGAACAGUUUGCUGACGAAAACAGUCCUCCGCCUAUAUCUCACUGUUUUCGAGAAGUGAAUGGGAAAAGAAGCCAAACUCAAAGGAAAAGUUAUUUUCUCGAAAGCGAUCUAUGCGUUUUCGGCCAGUGAUAAGUUGGAAAACAACUGAUAAUUAGGUUUGCAAAGUGCACUUUUCGAAAGAUCGGAAAUAGCAUACGCUGUUUUUUACUUUCAAUCCACCACCCGUGUCGCUUUUCCGCCGGACAUCUUUAUCACCGCAGCACCAGUCAACCAUAAAAUUUUCAGUGCACACUGAAGCGGGAAAAAACUGCCUCCCUCCUGGUAACCCACUUUUAAAAUAAUUCACAGCAGGACUCCCACUCUCAGCGCCUCAGGAUGGAUAGUGGAGGCAAGAAGCAGGUCGUGUCGGAAUUCAGCUACAUGCUGCAGAGACAGGCAAGCGAUGACUCAACCGAGGCUGCCGCAUUCGACGAUAUCAAUUCACUGAUGAAGAACGAAGAAUCCCAGGCGUCAGGCGAAACGUUGUCAUCCCUGCCGCAGGCAUCGUUCAACUACAUCAACUCGAUCGUCGGCAGUGGAGUGAUUGGCAUCCCGUAUGCGCUUCACCGGGCCGGUUUCGGUCUGGGGCUGUUCCUGCUGGUGAUAGUGGCUGUGAUAACGGAUUACUCGCUGAUACUGAUGGUGCGAUGUGGUCAUCUGAGUGGACGGUUCAGCUAUCCCGGUGUAAUGGAAGCCGCCUACGGAAAAGGCGGCUACUAUCUUCUGUCGCUGCUCCAAUUUAUGUACCCUUUUCUCGCGAUGAUAUCGUACAACGUUGUCGUCGGUGACACGCUUUCCAAGGUGCUGGUACGAUUUGUGCCGUCCUGGGGCAACUCGAUGGGAGCGGUGCGCUUCGGUGUGGUCCUGGUCGUCACCGUGUUCGUGAUAAUACCGCUCUGUCUGUACAAGAACGUCUCCCGGCUGGCGAAGGCGAGCUUCCUCAGUCUGGCCUGCGUAAUCAUCAUCUUGAUUGCGGUGAUCUACAAACUACUGGCGGGGGAUUACAGUGUCGUACCGGAUACGCCGGAAUCGUGGCGGUUUGCUCACGGGGAUCUCAUUCCCGCCGUUGGAAUAAUGGCUUUCGCUUUCAUGUGCCACCAUAACACAUUCCUGGUGUACCAAUCGAUGCGGAAUGCCACCCUGGAACGGUGGGUAAAGGUGACACAUCUCUCGGUUGGCUGCGCCUGGCUGGUGGCCGCCUUUUUCGGUAUCGCCGGGUACUGCACUUUUCGAGCACUAUCGCAAGGUGACCUGCUGGAGAACUACUGCUGGGACGACGACCUGAUGAAUUUCGCCCGGGUUCUGUUCUCGAUUUCGAUCCUGCUGACAUUCCCCAUCGAGUGUUUUGUGUCCCGGGAAAUUGUCCGAACGCAAAUUAAGCGAUUCUACUCCAGUGAAGUUGUCGAGUACGAUACCGAUAAGGACCCGUCCCACGCGACCGGUGAAGAGGACCAGAAAUCGGUGGCUACCACACUGGUUAUCGUGUUUGCAGCCUUCAUCCUGUCGCCAUACACGGAAUGUCUCGGUCCUGUGCUGGAAUUGAAUGGUCUACUGGCAGCGAUACCACUAGCCUACAUUCUUCCAGGACUAGCCUACAUCCAGCUGAGCCCACACUCACUGUUUAGCCAGGAGAAACUGCCGGCUGCCGGUUUGGUGCUGUUCGGUACGAUUGUCACCAUUUCCGGUGCAGCACUGCUGAUGCCGAAUCUGAUUGGCGACUGCAGGACGGGCAUUAUUAUGGGCUACUGCCGGGAGGACGAGUUGGCCAUUAAUGGGACGCUGUACCUGGCCUCGACGCCGGCUUGCGUCACCGAACGGGCCUAAACGCGGACGGACAGACCGAAAGGAGUUAACGGAAGAGGACUAUUGGAGUUAGAUACGUGGGAACAACAACAACAAACAGCUGUGCAGAUGCUCCGGAAUGGGAAACGACACACUGAUGGUGUAGAACUGAAAGCUAAUAUGCCAAGUGUGACUACGCUCGAUUUAUAAUGAAAAUAUAUGACCUGCAUCGUUCGGAACAAAACGACGGUUCCAUCGUCACGCUUAUCGAUUCGUUCGUGGUUACUAAAUGCAGCAGCAAAAUCGCAUGUCUACUAAAUGGCUGGUUAAAUUGUGAAAGUUAAAUUGCAAUUUAUAGAACCAAUAGUGGGAUAAUUUGAUUAUUCGUGAAUGAUCUAUUGUUUCCUGAUGUCAAGGGGCAUUAAUUUUUAUUUUGAACACAGAGAUAAAAUUACGCAUCGCAUGUUUCAAUCUGCUAUUAUCGGAUGCAAGCAUACUCAACGGAAAUUAAAAUACAAUUAUGCUGUUUUAGUUUUCGUUUCGUGCUAAUUUUGAGUGCAAACUGACUACAAAUCCACUAGAAAAACUGCUACGGCAACGAGUUUUUCGAAAUUUUCUUGUGGAGCAUAAUUUAGAGUGUCAGACUAACAUAAAAGAUGGAACUUCGACUAACAUAAAAGAUGAAACUUCGAAUAAAACGAAGUAGAUGAAACUUCGUUAAAUUAUUUUUGAAAUUAAAUCUAAAAAUAAUACCAUUUACCUGAGCAAACAAUUUAAUUACCACUUAUUCAAUUUUCCUUUUUUUAUUUUUCUUACACUUGCGUGAGAAUAUGAAAGGGAUGUAGAUAACUAUAAUUUUGAAAAAGAGACUGUUACUCAUUCGGAGCAUUUGCAUUACGUCAAAAUAUAUGAAUAUAAUAGCAAUCGUGCGUAUUGGCAAAUAAAUCAAUCUGUGGAUAUUUGCAUAUCCAAAUCAAUUAAUGGUCACGAUGUGAAAAAUAUAAUUUUCGUUUAGUUAUUCUAGUUACUGCUUACAAAUGUUUUGAUUUAAAUAUUUAAUUAUGUUUAUUUUUAUUAAAUCAACUAAACAGCAUUUGCGUGUCAUCAUUGACUCCUGCAGUUUGCUGCUCAAUACAAAUAUAUACUGAAAAAAUCAACCUGUGUUACAAUCAAACACAACUUUGCGUACCUGUCAAACUAUCGCCGAGAGAAGACUUCGCCCUACUAUCCUGCACUAUUUUGAUCGUUUUUUAAAUAGGUGUAAUCUCAACAAAAUGAUAAACUUAUUUAGGGAAAAAAGGUAUAUUUAAAAUUCCGACGGAUUUAGAGAAGCUUGGGUCGUACGUUGUCUUUCAGAUUUUAUAGUCUAAAACACACAGGAACAUACUGAUACAGACAGAAGUUAAGUUUUGUAGCGAAAUUGAGUAUAUGAACGUGUGGCAGUUUAGCACACGAAACCGAUUCUACAUAAUAUAAAUUACCGAAACUAUUUCACUUAAACCGGAAAUGUUACAUCAAGAAAGCUGGCAACUCAUCCAUGAACUUAAUCAAAUCACCUUUUCAGUUCUACCUUUUCCGUGAUUAUGAUAAGAGCUACCAGCUUUCUAGAUGGAAUAUUUUUGCAUAAGGCAAUCUUAAGGGAACAUAAACUAAAUAAUAUAUCAUAUCGAGACGAAGUGAAAGAAAAAAAAUCCAUGCAAGAGUCUCUGCUAGAAGCAAAUACCGAAUGCAUCAAAUGCUACAUUAGUAGUAUCGAAUCUCUACACAUUAGAUCUCCUAUCGUGAAAAUUUCGAUCAAAUCUAAAGAUAGUAGCAAAUAUACCAAAUAAAAGUAACCAAAGCACUGAUUUCGUACUGCACCAUAGCCUAGAUGUAGAUCUAAUUGGGAGUAACAAAACUAAAAAGCAGUAUUAGCCAGUAUAACGCCUAAAUUAAGAUUUCAUUUUCAACAGUAACGCCGUUCAGCAUUCGUGACAGCCUCAUGACCAUCCCUAGUUUGUAUCGUAUUUGCGCAAGCACAAUCGGAACUCCAUUGAAAAUCAAAUUAAUUUCGAACUACAAACACAAUAAUUUUAAAAUAACUAGCAAAACACUAAAACAGUGAAUUUAUUAUCAUAGAGGAACGAUCAAAGGAGAUUUUUUAUUACGGGCUUUUACGGGAUCGAAACAACGGUGUAAUGUAACAUUACUGUGAGACAAAAUCCAUGCCAGAAGAAGGAAAAUAUUUUCAGAAAGUUGUUAUUAUCGUCACGAGUAAAUCAAACAAGUAAAAAUGACUCAAGUAUGUAGAAGAGUAUUUAACGGCAAUGAGGCUAUUUUAUUGUAGUAUAUAUUUGAAGAUAUUUAUCAAGAGCGAUUGCUAGACAACACUAUUUUACAACAUUGUCCUAAUUUUAUGCGAUCUUAGUUUUUAUAUAUCAGUACUGAUAUUCGAUAGAUGAAUAAUGUGAAUUUCGUUACAUAAGAUAAAUGGAGACUAUAAUAAACGAA
Molecule: messenger RNA, 4649 nt
Organism: Wyeomyia smithii (pitcher-plant mosquito)
Lineage: Eukaryota; Metazoa; Arthropoda; Insecta; Diptera; Culicidae
Product: putative sodium-coupled neutral amino acid transporter 11
Exons: 9
Coding region: 714-2201 (495 amino acids)
Biological process (GO): amino acid transmembrane transport
Molecular function (GO): amino acid transmembrane transporter activity
Source: RefSeq, a predicted model, not a curated record